AUGUGUUGGGGUGUCAAGGGUUACUUACAGACGACCAGGGAAAUCGACCUUCGUCCUUUCAAUGUCUCAUCGAACCCCAGAGUGAAAAUAAUGGUUCUUGCAUCAUUGACAGAAGAAAAGACUGGUCAUAAAGAGCUUGGAUUCCAUUUCCUCCAGUUCAUAGUCCUUGAAAAUGUAGAAUUUGUUAAUCUUGAUACCUACUAUCAGAAAGGCAUCCCCUUUACUGGUAUGAUGAAGGUUUUCAACUUAAAAAAGGAUCCCAUGCGGAAUGAAAAGGUCUACCUCGUGGUGAAUGUGGAUGAAGUGGACACCAACAUAACGCUGGUGACAGAUGAGAAUGGAAUGGCACGGUUUAGUCUCGACACUUCCGAUUGGAACGAUAUGGUCUCACUGACGGGGAGAAUUUCAUUUGAAGAAGGAGCAGGUUAUUUCAGGGCGUUACAGUGGCUCUUCCCAUUCUACUCUGAGAGUAACAGCUUUCUGAAAGUACAAACUGUUGCAGAAGAUUUGCUAUGUUCCACCAAGCAGUCGGUGUCAGUCGAGUACACGAUUGAUAAAAACGAACUGGACCCUGAAUCAGAUCACCUCUCUUUCUUCUACAUUCUUAUGUCUAAAGGAACAAUAAUUACUGCCAAAGAACAUAAAGUGGAUGUGAAGAAUCUGCCAAGUGGCCCCAUUCUGCAGGGCUCCUUCAACGUCACAUUCUUGGUCACCAUGAAUCUGGUACCUGUAGCAACCCUGCUGGUCUACGCUAUAUUCCCAGAUGGAGAGGUUGCAGCCGACAGAGUGAGAUACAAUGUCCCAAUCUGCUUUGACAACAAGGUUCAAUUGGAAUUUAGAGAAAAUAAUGUCCAUCCUGGUGGAAAUGUGAACCUGGAUGUGAAAGCAGAUGCGGGGUCCUUGUGCUCUGUUCGUUCUGUGGAUAAAGGACUUUUACUCCAUCAGGAACACAAAACAAAUAAAAUGGGCUCAGAUAUUCUGAGAUUUUAUGGGCGCGGCUUUCCCUAUACUAUAGAGGACUUUGAGCCUUAUCCUUGCUUAGAGGAUGUACCAGUCCCACCAAAUCGAGCCAAGCGAUCCCUAAAGAGAGCUCCAUGGUACCAGAGUGAAGCGGACGUGUACAGCUUGUUUAAGAGCAGCAGCUUAAAGGUCUUUACGAACACCAGGAUCCGAAAGCCGGUGACAUGCGAACUCCCGGAAUAUACCAGAAGGUUUUCUAUAAAGGAUGGAGUGGGUGCUGCCGACAGAAAGCUAGAUUCUCCAGGUACAGCGCCAGCAUCUAAAGAGCAUCCAGUGAGGAAGUUCUUCCCAGAGACAUGGCUGUACGACCUGGUGUCUGUAGGCCCACAAGGGAAGAAAUCGUUGAACCUGACCGCCCCGCACAGUAUCACCGAGUGGGUGACGGAUGCUUUCUGCGUGGGGAACUCAGGUUUCGGAGAGGUCCAUGACAUAAAGAUGAAGACGUUCCAACCUUACUUCAUUGACCUCCUCUUGCCUUACUCUGUGGUACAGAAAGAGCACUUCACCCUCACUGCUUUGGUCUACAACUACCUGAAUCAUUGUGUGUUGGUCGAGGUGGCUCUGACCAUUCCUCCUGAAUUCGGCGAGCCGCGCACUGAUAUUGAGAAAUCUGCCUGCAUUUGUGGCCAAGAGACCGCCAGCUUUACUUGGAAUAUCACGGCUUCAAAACUGGGUACCAUUCCCUUCAAGGUGACCAGUAGAGCUCUGCAUGUAGAAGGAGACUGCUCUGACGUUGUUCUCGAUCCAGAAACAAAAUUCAAACAUGAUGCCGUACAAAAGACCAUCUUAGUGAAGCCCUCGGGGGUUGAAGUGUUUAAAACACACACGUCUCUCCUCUGCCCAACAGGAGACAGCGUGAGAGAUGAAGUAUCCCUGGUGCUUCCAGAUAACGUAGUGGAAGGCUCGGGACAUGCACACAUCACUGUGCUAGGUGAUGUUUUGGGCAACACCAUCUCUAAUCUGGGAGAUCUUCUGCAAUUGCCUUAUGGAUGUGGAGAGCAGAAUAUGGCACAGUUUGCUCCAAAUGUCUAUGUUCUAGAGUAUCUGCAGAGCGCUAAGGCACUAACACCUGAAAUAAAGGACAAGGUUCUGAAUUACUUGACUACAGGGUACCAGCGGCAGCUGAUGUUUAAGCAUGAUAAUGGCGCCUACAGUGCAUUUGGAAAGAAAGAUGAAGAGGGCAACACAUGGUAAGUAUGUUCUCCUCUAAGAUCUGAACAAUAAAAGUGUUUUGGCAU
Molecule: messenger RNA, 2258 nt
Organism: Xenopus tropicalis (tropical clawed frog)
Lineage: Eukaryota; Metazoa; Chordata; Amphibia; Anura; Pipidae
Product: alpha-2-macroglobulin-like protein 1
Exons: 18
Coding region: 1-2214 (737 amino acids)
Cellular component (GO): extracellular region
Molecular function (GO): endopeptidase inhibitor activity
Source: RefSeq, a predicted model, not a curated record